Molecule: messenger RNA, 3070 nt
Organism: Erpetoichthys calabaricus (reedfish)
Lineage: Eukaryota; Metazoa; Chordata; Cladistia; Polypteriformes; Polypteridae
Gene: cpa6
Product: carboxypeptidase A6
Exons: 11
Coding region: 92-1435 (447 amino acids)
Biological process (GO): proteolysis
Molecular function (GO): metallocarboxypeptidase activity; zinc ion binding
Source: RefSeq, a predicted model, not a curated record
ACAAGGUGUUGAGCAGACGGGCUGCGCUCUUCUGGAGGGUAGGGCAGGGAACACCCACGGGUGCUAGUCUGAGAACAUUAAGUUAGUCGCCAUGGGAAGCCGUCUGCUAGUCAUCGCUGUCGCUGCUGCUCUUCAGGUUGCAUUCUUGGUCACUGGGGUCACCGGCUACCUCUACAAUAACCGUUAUGCAGGAAAUCAAGUUAUCAGAGUAACUCCAAACAAAUUAAAUGAUACUGAAACCCUGAAGAACCUCUUUGACAAGUUUCAGGUGGACCUAUGGCAUCCGAACAGUCCAUCUUCCAUUAGAGAAGGAGCAGCUGUGGAUCUUCAUGUACCAAGAAAUGCUUCCAAAAUAUUCAGAUCUCAUCUUCAUCAAGCCAAGAUUCACUACAAGGUCCUAAUUGCAAAUCUGCAAAAAGAAAUUGAAAAACAGGCAGGGUAUAGAUCCUCCCGCAAGCGAAGGUCUGAUUCAAGUUACGAUUAUGAAGUUUACCACUCCCUUGAGGAGAUUCAAAGCUGGAUGCAUGAAAUGAACAAAACACAUCCUAGUUUUAUUCGUCUUUUCUCCAUUGGGCAGUCCUUUGAAAGAAGACCCCUUUAUGUUCUGCAGCUAGGAAAGAAAUCCCAACAUUACAAGAAAGCAGUGUGGAUUGACUGUGGGGUUCAUGCCAGAGAAUGGAUAGGUCCUGCCUUCUGUCAGUGGUUUGUAAAAGAAGCAUUGCAUUCCUACAAUACUGACCCCGUGACAAGACGGUUACUGAACCAGUUCUACUUCUACAUAAUGCCUGUGCUCAAUGUCGAUGGCUACCAUUUUAGCUGGACCACGGACCGAUUCUGGAGAAAAACUCGUUCUAAAAUCUCCAGAUAUCAAUGUCGUGGUGUGGACGCCAACCGAAACUGGAAAGUGAAAUGGUGUGAAGAAGGAGCUUCAUCUCAUCCAUGUUCCGAGACCUACUGUGGGCCAUUUCCUGAAUCUGAACCUGAGGUGAAAGCUGUUGCCAAUUUUCUUCGAAAGCACAAGAAGCGUGUGAAGGCUUAUAUUUCAAUUCAUGCCUAUGCUCAAAUGCUGCUGUAUCCGUAUUCAUACAAGUAUGCUACGAUUCCAAACUUUGACUGUGUUGAAUCUGCUGCGCACAAUGCAGUUCUGGCUCUGUACUCAGCCUACGGUGUGAGGUACCAGUAUGGCCCUGCGUCAACUACUUUAUAUCUCAGUUCUGGAAGUUCUAUGGACUGGGCAUACAGGAAUGGCAUUCCCUAUGCAUUUGCCUUUGAACUGCGUGAUACUGGCUAUUUUGGAUUCUUGCUCCCGGAGUUCUUAAUCAAUCCUACUUGCACUGAAACCAUGCGUGCAGUCAAAACUCUUGCUCUAAAUUUGCUAAAGAAGUGCUCUUCAAGGCAGUCCAUCACUCAGAACAAGAUUAAUUUCCAGCCUUGAAUUUUAUGGAAAAUAGUGAAAAGGAGAAGGAACGUCCAUUUUUAAUUUCCUACCUUUGAUACUAUUAGUUAUUUUUAUAUCAAAAAUUAAGAUUUUAAAUUGUUCCAAGAAUAUUAAAAAUUAACUAUUUUCUUAUUAUUACAGCAAUAGGUUUGGGAAAUACCAUCACACUUUUUGGAUUUUUAUAAUUAUUUUCUUUUUGUGUGACAAAUGCACAAAUAUGUAAAGUAUAAUUAAAAUCAAAAAUCAAUGUUUUUAGAAUGAACAAAAAAAAGAAAAAUGCGUUUCAUGUGAGAAUUUUCAAGAUGCCAAAUAAAGCAAAAGUUGUAUGUGGAUACUGCAAAAAGGAUUACAAAAAUCCAAAAAAUAUCAUUUAUUAAAAUAAUUGUGUGUCAUUUAUGAAAGCAAGUCAUAUCAAAAUAACGUACUAUACAAUAUGCAUAAGAUAAUACAAAUGUUUUAACACAUUGCACACAGAGAUUUGUAAGUACAUUAAAUGUGCUCAAAUAGGGAAACUGUGCUAAACAUAACAAGAGCCUUCAUUGCUUGGCCUUUUGUAUUAAUGUUGUGUCCUCAUGUGGCAUGUUACACUGACCACUUAUAUAAUAUGUCUGUGCCAUUUAUUCAGUGCAUUGAGACCACUGAGUGAUGAGAGGCUUUGUACCCUAAAAUACGUCAGUUCUGCUGUCAGAAUGAAUUUCCUGAAGGCGUUCAAGUAAUAGACUUGAAAUUUCAAACCCAAGAAGGUCCUGGAUGAGUGUUGCAUUGGGCACAAAUAUGUCUGACUAUGAAACAGUUACUUCAUUUUGUGUGCCAUAAUUUUGAUCAAUGGGAAUUCCAAUUGCUAGAAAGCACUCUGAAUUUACAGCUAGUGCCUUUCCAUUGUACCUCUUUAUGAAUUUUACCUCAUUCACUUUGCUUUGUCAGUUGUUAAGAACAGAGCAAUUAUAAAGUUGACUUCCAUGUUAUUGCACUUGAAUUCACAUCAACCAACAGAUACAUAAGCUAAUGUUUCAGCUGUUUACUAUAACAGCUUACUUUAAAUAUCCUCCUUUUGAAAAUAUCUGAAGAUAUCUGAAGAUACUUUAUUGAAACAUAAAAAAAGACUUUUUGGAAAAUGUUUUUGAGUUUUUAAUGAUCUUAUGGGACGUUACUCCUCUGUGCCAUGUUGCUUGUUUGUUUUCUGCUGCCUUUUCCCAAUGCUGUUAUUACCCAUUUUUCAAAGUUUUACUAGUAGGUUGAGCUGUCAACUGGUAAACAAUUUGGUAGCAGAAUUUUCAUGUUUUGGGCAUUUGUGGUAAAAAUGAUCAUCGAAAUUAAAUCUUUUUCACUCUAAUGAAAAUAGACAUUCUUCUUAAAGUGCUGUUAACAGUGCUGUCCUUUUCCUGCUGAGACCCAUUAAGAAUAUUUUGUUUGUUUUUUCCCCACUGUUUAAUUUUCUAGGUCCUCGGUUGACUUAAUGAUUAAUAAAGCUUGGUGCUGCUAGCAUUUCUCUACCUGUUUUUGUUUCAGUUUGUAACAGAGGUAGGUUAAGAACUGAAAAACAAAACAAUGAGGCAAACCUGUAAGUAUAACACACAACUGUUCUUAUUAUUCAUAAAAGCUUUGCCGUGAAUACUUUACUGAGUGUGUAAA